This is a messenger RNA of Oryzias melastigma (Indian medaka), 4423 nucleotides long. RefSeq names its product 3-monooxygenase/tryptophan 5-monooxygenase activation protein, gamma polypeptide 2 (gene ywhag2). Bases 193 to 936 code for a protein of 247 amino acids. Gene Ontology annotation, molecular function: protein kinase C binding. The transcript is spliced from 2 exons. The record is from RefSeq and is a predicted model, not a curated record. Gene Ontology annotation, cellular component: cytoplasm. NCBI's taxonomy places the organism in Eukaryota, Metazoa, Chordata, Actinopteri, Beloniformes, Adrianichthyidae. Gene Ontology annotation, biological process: signal transduction.
GGAGGAAUGCGAGAGGGUGGGAGUGAGGAGAGGGUGUCCCGUCUGCGCGCAGCUCAGUCAGACAGCAGAGAGCAGCUGCAGCAGGAGGCUCGUGUUAGGUUUCACUGCAUUGCGAUUUCAAAUAUCGAUUAUUUCCUCCACAUAAAGCCGCGCGAAUAAGCUCGACUAGGCAACCAAAUAUCAUAGAAGAAAAUGGUUGAUCGCGAGCAGCUGGUGCAGAAAGCCAGGCUGGCUGAACAGGCUGAGCGGUACGAUGACAUGGCAGCUGCUAUGAAGUCGGUCACAGAGCUGAACGAGGCCCUGUCCAACGAGGAGAGGAACCUCCUGUCCGUGGCCUACAAGAACGUGGUGGGCGCCCGUCGCUCCUCCUGGAGGGUGAUCUCCAGCAUUGAGCAGAAGACCUCUGCCGAUGGCAACGAGAAGAAGAUUGAGAUGGUGAGAGCUUACAGGGAGAAGAUCGAGAAGGAGCUGGAGGCCGUGUGCCAGGACGUGCUCAACCUCCUGGACAACUUCCUGAUCAAGAACUGCAGCGAGACGCAGCACGAGAGCAAAGUGUUCUACCUGAAGAUGAAAGGCGACUACUACCGGUACCUGGCUGAAGUGGCCACAGGGGAGAAGAGGGCCACCGUGGUGGAGUCGUCAGAGAAGGCCUACAACGAGGCUCACGAGAUCAGCAAGGAGCACAUGCAGCCCACCCACCCCAUCCGCCUGGGCUUGGCUCUCAACUACUCUGUGUUUUACUACGAGAUCCAGAACGCCCCGGAGCAGGCCUGCCAUCUGGCCAAGACCGCCUUCGAUGACGCCAUCGCUGAGCUAGACACCCUCAACGAGGACUCCUACAAAGACUCCACUCUCAUCAUGCAGCUGCUCCGAGACAACUUGACACUGUGGACAAGUGACCAGCAGGAUGACGAGGGCGGCGAGGGCAACAAUUAAAGAGAAACCACACUUCAAAAAAAUUUAGAAAAUCCUGAAGGGCCGGUGGACUUUGGCAGCUGCUUUUGCCGAUGAUACUACCGCAGCAGCAGUUCUUUAUUUUUCCAUGUGUUUAAAGAAAAGAAUCAAAAGAGAGGUGAGAGUGGAGGUUAAAUCUUAGUUUAAAUAUAUAUAGAGAGAAAUAUAUAUACAGUUGAAAGGGGCCUCCGUCUUCUUGAUUUUCUCUUUGACAUUUGCCAAAACCACUGAGGUGUCAGUCAGUCGGCCUGAAGUGGUUGUUGUUGGAUUGAAACGGCAGCCUCACACUGGCAUCGGAACCGAUUUUGUUCCGUCAAGAAAAGCUGCUUACUUAGGUUUUUUUGCGUGAUAGAGAUGCAUUUGAGUCAUAACGAGAGAGUAUUAAAAAAAAAAAAUGCUUGAAUGGGAAUGCCUCACUUAACUCGUUUGCAUUGGUUCCAAGUUCCAGACUCCACAACGGGAGGGAAACCUUUAACUUGCCAAGAGAAAAGUUCCAAACCAGUAAAGCCCACGCUAAAUUUUAGAGGAUAAAUUACACAGGAGUGAAUAAAAGAUGGAUUUGAUUAAAAUAAAUAAAACCCAAACAUUUGGUAGAGGAGUCACUGGAAACAUCUGAUACUUUUGGAGGUGAAGAUUAUUGAAGGCAGAGACUUACAAAGAUUAAAAAAAAAGAAAAAAUUAAGAAAAGCAGCUUCAGAGUUUGUGGUUUACUUCUGUGUUUGUUUUAUUUAAUGCACUUGCCUAAUAUACUGUUUCUUCAGUGUAAGACAACAAUAAUAUCGAUUAUUCAGUAUUGUGCAUGCCGGUGAUGUAUUUAUAUACAGUAGCUUGACUUUAUUAACUUAUACUGUGGGUGUUGAGUAUUCAUAUGAUUGAGAAAAAAACAGGCUUUAUUGAGUUCUAAUUUAUUUGGUUAUGGUUUUUGGUUUGCUAUACCAAAUGGUGGUGGUAAAAACCUUUACCUGUAAUGGGCGUUGCUAUAGUGACAUGUGUAUUUCAUUUGUUAAAGAAGAUAAAAAAGAUAAAAAAAGAAAAACCCACCAGUGCUCACUUAAUCUUACCAGCUGGUGUUUGUCUCAUUGAAAUAUGAUUAUAUAUUUUUGUUUUUCUUUGAAAAACAGUUUGUUUUUGUCAUGCUUUUGAAUUUUAAUAAUGGUGAAGUUUUGCAAGCUUCAGUGUUUCUGUUAUAAACUCACAAACAUGGACCAUUAUUUCUUUCUGACACUAUUUUUCUUUUUUUUAUACCUUUUAGCUGUUCCUAAGUGACAAAAUAUCUUAAAUGUGAGUCAUUAUGUAGCAGUUGCACAAGAACCGAAAUAAUAGCUAUGAUAAUAAAAAAAGAUUAUGACUACAAUUAUACAUGCACUAUUUCCGUGGUGGUAUUGUUAUAUCGUUUAUCCAUGAGUUCAUUCGGCUUUAACGCACCUUCUCAUUACCUUUUUAGCACUCCUGUUUUGUGGCCCGAGUACAGUGUGUGCUGUCUUUUUUGUGCCUGUAUGAUUUUUAAUGCAAUUUAGUCUUUCACGAUUUAUCUGUCAGUGUUUUAAGUUGCUGCAAGCUCUCAAUGGUCAGCUGACUGUACAGCACAUGUAUGAAUAUUUCACGCCAACACAGUUACAGGGAAAACAUCACCUCUUCAAACUGAAUACCAAGAAGCUGCUUGCACAAAAAACAAACAAAAAAAAAAAACAUAAAAAAAAAAUAUUGCACGGAUUUCUCAUCUUUAUGCUGCUACUACAACCAUUUACGAAUAUAAUCAUAUGGAUGGCAUUUUAUUAUGUUUUUUUUCCUAAGAUGUGAUGGCUUAAGAGAGAAACCAAAAGCCUUAAGGUCAGUCACACAACCUUGCUCAUGUAUGCCAAUUAUGCCACCAUCAUGAGUCAGCCUCCAUGAGCUCACGGUAUGCCACAGCUGCUUUGAUUUAUUUUUAACGUUGUGAAGAGUUGAGUCUCCAAUGUUCACUAGAAAAAACAGCAUUAAAAAAAGAUAGACAUCAUAAAUGGUUAUUUAUUUAUUUUUGUUUUUAUUUUCUUAAAUAUGUUUUACAGUUUUUUUAUUUGUAAGAGGAAAAGAAAAUCAUGUGAAGAUGUUAAAUCAGAAUUCUUCCCCUGAGGGUUCUCCCUACCCCUACAUUUAGCCCUCCAAAUGGAGAAUUAUGAAAAUUGCAGGUAUGUUCGAAUUCCUUUACUACUCACCAUAUAGCGCACUAUAUAGAUAGACGUUCGCCAUUUUGUAGGACUGUCCGAAAAUACAAUUCCAAAAUCAAGAGCUCCAGAAAUUUCCCAGAAGUCUUUGCAAAAACAAUGUGCAUUGAUGCUCACUACAUUAGCAAAUAUAGACCACAAUGCAUAGUGGUCGAACAUUUUUUGCAACACAACAUGUGUUUAAAUGUAAUUUUUUAAAUAAACUAUCCACAUUUUCAUUGUCAGAACACAGUGGAGACAUAAGUAGACGUAAAAAUUUCAAAUUGAUUAGAUUUUCACUUUGUGACGUCAUAUCCGCCCUUUAAAAAAAAAAGAAAGAAAAGUAGUUAGCAUGGUGUCCCAAUUGCUUUUAAAAUUCAGGGCACAAUGUAGUCCUGCACUAUAUAGUUUUUUUUUUUUUUUUUAGUUAUGGACAUAACCAUAGUGUCAUUAAAUUCUGACAUAACUAACCCUCGAUGAUGUCAUCAAAAGUUGCCAGUCAUCUACGUUAGCGUAGCUGCUAGCGCUCAGAAAUACAUAACAUCUGUUUUAUAAUUUUUAAAAAGUCAUGGUAAAACAAAAAAACAUUACUUACAUUUAAAUGUAAACUUAUCUGAUUCAGAGCACACCCAUGUGAAGAAAGGCGUUUCUCCUCCAUGCAUCCCUCCAAUAAGAGGGUAAAUCCUUCAAAGAUACACCCCUAUCGCUUCAAAUGCCCCUACAAUUGGAGAGGUAGGGGUGUAAUUUGGAUUCAGACAUAGUGUUUUUAAAUUUUGACAUUACUAACCCUUGAUGAUGUCAUCAAUAGUUGCCAGUCAGCUAUGUUAGCGUGUAGUUGCUAGCGUUCGGAAAAUGCAUAACAACAUCGGUUUUAAACUGUAAAACAUAAAGUCAUUACUCACAUUUAAGUGUAAACUUCUGAAGAAAUUAGUUUCUUCUCAGUUUACCCUCCCAGCGGUGGGAUUCAUAGCCAACAAUUUUGGACACCACUAAAGCUUCAAAAUGCCCCCUGCAAUAGGAGGGGUAGGGGAAGAAUUCAAAUUUGGCCAAUAACACUCUUUGGUAAGAACAUAAUGUUCCACUAUGAGUUUCUUUUUUUGGAUCCUUGUGGUUCUUACGUUUAACCACGAGUAUGCCCAAAAAAAAAAAAAAAAGGUUUUCUUUGAGUUAAGAUCAUAAAGGAGCUGAUCUACUGGAUCUUAGGAGAGAGUUGAAAUGACAUAAGUACUGUAUGCUCUUUUGGCUGCCGUCUGUUGCACAUUAAAGUUAUAUGUUUGUUGGUAUUA